This is a messenger RNA of Aspergillus niger, 1548 nucleotides long. RefSeq lists its product as uncharacterized. Gene Ontology annotation, molecular function: phosphoric diester hydrolase activity. The coding region runs from base 1 to 1548 and encodes 515 amino acids. Gene Ontology annotation, biological process: lipid metabolic process. The record is from RefSeq and is a predicted model, not a curated record. The transcript is spliced from 5 exons. NCBI's taxonomy places the organism in Eukaryota, Fungi, Ascomycota, Eurotiomycetes, Eurotiales, Aspergillaceae.
AUGCUCGCGAUCGCAUAUCUUUGGAUUCUCCUGUUGCUGCGGGGAAUCCACGUGGGCGCCAAGAGCACGAGCGAAGUCACCACCAUUACCGACGAUGCCUCUACAACAUCUGCCUCGUCCACUCACUCAGGAACCGAUAGCGAUUCGAUUAUUGUCGUGACCACCGAAACUGCUGCUGCCGUUCCUACCGGUAGUUAUCUCAGCUACACCACUACCAUCACGGUCGGAGAUAGCGUCUCCCAAACGACCUUCACCACCACCACCGCGGCAAAUACAACCACUUCUACCAAUGGCACCACCACUGCCACCACGACUACGGAUACAAAUGUGGUGGUCACCGGCACACGCAACUCCAGUAGCACCUCGACAACCACUGCGACCGAGCCAGCCAACUCGCAGCCUUGCAAUGGCUACACCGAGUUCUGCAGCCGACAAUACUCGAACAUUACUAUGGUCACGGCACACAACAGUCCUUUCGUGAAGAAGAACAACAUCGCAGCGAAUCAGAUGUACAAGGUGAAGACGCAGCUGGAGGAUGGAGUGCGCAUGCUAUCCUUCGAAGCCCACUACUACGAAAACGACAUCUACCUCUGCCACACCUCCUGCGACCUCCUAAACAUGGGCACCCUAGAAGAGUACCUCACCACCGUGACCGACUGGAUGAAGGAAAAUCCCUACGAUGUUGUAACCAUCUUGAUCGUCAACUCCGAUUACGUUUCGCCCUGGAACUUUACCGCUCCCAUCGAGAACUCCGGUCUCAUCGACUACGUGUACGAGCCGUGGAAAAUCCCUAUGAGUCUGGACGAUUGGCCUACACUAUCGGAGAUGAUCUUGAAAGGUAAUCGCGCUGUCGUUUUCAUGGACUAUCAGGCCAAUCAGACUGCUAUCCCGUACAUUUUGGACGAGUUCACUCAGAUGUGGGAGACGCCUUUCUCGCCGCUGAAUACUUCCUUCCCCUGCACAGUGCAGCGGCCCCCAGGGAUCACGGCUGCGCAGGCCGAGGAGAGAAUGUACAUGAUCAACCAUAAUCUGAAUCUUGAGAUCGUGUUUGAGGGGAUCGAUAUCCUCGUUCCGGAUACCGCCCAGAUCAAUGAGACAAAUGCAGUGUCGGGGUAUGGAAGUCUAGGAUUGAUGGCGAACAAUUGUCGAGCAAAAUGGGACCGUCCCCCCAACUUCCUCCUCGUCGAUUACUAUAACGAUGGCAACGUCCAAGGCUCGGUCUUCGAAGUCGCAGCUCAAAUGAACAACGUUACUUACAACGGGAAAUGCUGUGGUGGGUCGAGUAGUACGGCAUCAAGGAUCAUGGAUGUUUCGUAUACUUGGCUUUCUGCAUUUAUUGCCAUGGGAGUUGUUAGACAUGCUACAUCUCCUAUCAUUAACCCCCUCGCCAGAUUAUCAGAAGCUGUUGUUCCAUGGCGCCGCCGCACGUUUCUUAGACUUGUUGUCAAGGAAGAUCAGAGGCCGGGGGAUGACUCCAUGAAGCUGGAAAAUUAUCUGGUGAAGGGACUUGAUCCAGGCUAUGAAUAUGGACUCAUAUGUAUUGAAUAG